Molecule: messenger RNA, 2463 nt
Organism: Nematocida major
Lineage: Eukaryota; Fungi; Microsporidia
Exons: 1
Coding region: 1-2463 (820 amino acids)
Source: RefSeq, a predicted model, not a curated record
AUGAUUGGACGUCAAAUCACAUCUGAGCGCAGUCUUGAGAAUAAAAACAUUUUAGAUAUUUACAAAGACAAAAACAUGGCAAGGAUCGAAAGUCAAAUAUUGUGCAUUUUAUGGCUUGCCCUAGAAGCUGUUGUGCAUGCCUCCACCGAGGCAACUCUAAGCACCCAAGGCGACUCUGCAUGCUGCAUACCGCAGGAGCAGGCUGAUGCUGCACCAAAAAAAGCCAAAGAAAAACCAGCUCUUUUUUCUUCCCUUCUACGUUCUAUUAGAAAAGGUGUUACUGAACAGUUCCGCGGCCGGUCAGAAAAAAAAAGCAGCUUGACCAUCUUUGUUGAUCGUGAAGAAAACACGCCGCUUGAAACGGCUGCACCAGAGGAGACAAGCUCGACUUUUUCCUCGAUAAAGCGCCUGGGCGACAUUUACAAAAACUCGCUGGCUUGUACUAGCACAGACCCAAAUGCUAUGGACUCUCCUCUGAGCCAGGCCCAAAAGGAAAGCCUAAUUAUAAAUGCCCACAAGAAGCUAAAGAGCGAGUCCUUCUGGGAGCUGGUGUCUCUUCUUGGGCCAGACAUGCGCACUAGGCAUGCUCUUUUGAUGGAGAUUGCGAAAAACCAGCAAAAGUACGCCUUUUUAUACGAACGCGUGAACAUAAACCAUGCUGUGCUGAGAAAGCUGAUCAAUUUUUGGGUUGAAAAUGCGCCCAGCAGCUACUCCUUUAGGGACGCGGGGAAAGCCCCGUUCGAAUGCGAGCGCAGGACAAUAGGGGACAUGGUCUUAAGCCUGGGCGCGCGCGAGAGCAGCAGCACACGCCCCAUGGUCGAUAAUGUUCUCCUUCCGUUCACAAAAAAGCUGGGGUUUUUAACCACAGCAGUGCAGGCCCUGCUAAGCAUACCAGAAAUCAGCAAAGAUCUUCAGACGAUGCCGAAUGAGUUGUUCGGUUCUGUGUUUGACGACAUACACAACAGCAAAAACAAAAGCCUGUAUCUAGAGUAUACAUCCCUAUGCAAGGAUGCCGAAAUCGCUCCACCCGUGCUUUUUUUAAUAAUAAGCUGCCUGCUUGAGCUGGUGGAAAACACAAAAGACUACCAAGAGCAAGAAAGGCCUAAAACAGCUGAAAAUUUCCGAAGAAAGCAAAAAAAGCUGCUGGCACUCCUAAAAACCCAUCUGGACAUGUGCAAUCCAGACAAACAGUCAGAAAAUAGCUCUUGGCGCGCAUACAAGACCCUCUACAACACCAUGGCUGUUUUCUACCAGCUGUGCUCCAAGCGCGCUGCAAAUCUUGAGUCUAUUUCCGGAAAGAGCAGUGUACUGCUGGACCAGUACCAUAUAAACAGCUUCUAUAUGGGCCCAGAGGGGACGAAUACUUUUUAUUCGUUAAUUCAAUAUGGCAAGCGCGAGCACGAGCCUGUAUUGCUAGCGCCUGCCGAACGCAUGCAGGUUCAGCAUGUGUUCUACAUAGACAAUGAGGAGCAGGCCCGGAAGGUCGUUAUAAUCCCCACCUUUAAAGAUGGCUUGUCUUGCCUGCACAUAAGGAGGCACAUAUGCGCGCUCUAUGAAAAGUCCAUGAACGAGAUUCACGUUCUGGGGUUUAACACCGAAACAAAAAAGUGGUCCUACAUGAACCGGGAGAAAACGCAAUGCUUGAACUCGCGCGAUGCCAGAACAAACAAUAUUCUUGUGUUCUAUUAUAUCAUGGAGGCAGCGUCCUCACAAACAAGCGUGUGUCUGGAACUUGCUGAGUUUGUGGGGAACGGCCCGCUUCCCAGAAACAUGGCCAGGUUUCCGCUGCUCCUUAACUCCCUAAUGACGAGCGCAGUGUCUGUUACGCCGUACUCGCGCCUGCCAAAGAACGAAAAAGACUAUUCGUGCAUAAUCAGCGCAUUGGAUGAGAUUAAAAAUGUCUCCCCGUCUUUGUACGUGGCCAGCGCCAGCUCUGGCGCAAACUACUAUCCAAGUCUUACGUUUUGCUUAUGCCCGGAUGACCCUAGAAAGGGGCUGGACAUUGACCUCGAGAUUGCAAACUGCACCUUCACAAAAGAGCCUGCUCCAGAGAUCGAGGGCUCGAUUAAAAUGGUCUCCUACUACACGAGAGUUGCGGGGCAAGGAAAAUACUCCAAUCUGCGCUUCCAUACAGAAAGCGAGAGCUCCACAUAUUGGCGCGGCCUGAUGCAAGACGACUUGAACAAUCACAAAGUGUUUUCACUUUGCUUGUGCGAUUCCAAAGGCUCAUACGUGACCCAUAUCAUGCCAAACAAUAGCAGUAUCCCCAGGUGGUGUGCAUACGUCACAGACAAAAAGAACACGUUGGAGUAUCUUAAGGAAACUUCGCCAAAAGAGGCUUGGAAAAACAAAAAACUAUGCUGCGAAUACGCCAUAAUGCAUUCCUCCGAAAAUACAACUCUCGAUGAGCUGGGUAUCCGAUACGGCAUUCUAUGUGCUUUAAUGGAUUGCGAAAAACAAUAA